Cyprinus carpio (common carp) is the source of this 4823-nucleotide messenger RNA. RefSeq names its product kinesin-like protein KIF1C. Gene Ontology annotation, biological process: microtubule-based movement. The record is from RefSeq and is a predicted model, not a curated record. Bases 458 to 3979 code for a protein of 1173 amino acids. The transcript has 23 exons. Lineage: Eukaryota; Metazoa; Chordata; Actinopteri; Cypriniformes; Cyprinidae. Gene Ontology annotation, molecular function: ATP binding; microtubule binding; microtubule motor activity.
UGUCUGUGUUCUGUGUCUGUUUGAGGUUCCGCCCCGGUGUCCGGUUCGCCGUCGUGACGUCACUCGCCGGACUCUCGGCUGCGCGAGGACGGGACGGGGCGGGGGGCGGCUAGCGGCGACCUUUUCUCUUUAUUUUUCCUCCUUUUCUCCCUAAAAACACCCUCAUCAUCCCCGAGACGCACCGAACGGGCUUCCCGCGGCCGGACAGCACGUCACGCGGCGAAAGGGCUCGCGGCCUCCGCGGGAAAGUUUCUGAGCGGCGCUCGUGACAGCGGCGGGAACCUCGCGCGGCUCCGGGAUUACACGAGGCGGGGACUCGGCGCGGAUAACGGAGAAAUAACGUCAAAUACUGUCGAAGUUUGUGUGUACAUAUAAAUAGCGUGAAAGUCGGAGCCGCAGCGCCCCCUCCGGUGAACUCUGCAGCGACACACCGGCGAUCCGCGGAACUCCGUGAAGGAUGGCCGCCUCAGUGAAGGUAGCGGUGAGAGUUCGGCCCUUUAACUCCCGCGAAACCAGCCGAGAUGCUAGAUGUGUCAUACAGAUGCAGGGAAACACCACCUGCAUCUGGAACCCCAAACAACCCAAAGAAACAGCCAAGAACUUCAGCUUUGACUAUUCGUACUGGUCUCACAGCACGGAGGACGACCCAGCGUUCGCGUCCCAGCGGCAGGUGUAUCUGGACAUCGGGGAGGAGAUGCUGCUUCACGCCUUUGAGGGCUACAACGUCUGUAUAUUCGCCUACGGUCAGACCGGAGCCGGAAAGUCCUACACCAUGAUGGGAAAACAAGAGCCUGGACAACAAGGCAUCAUUCCACAGAUGUGUGAGGAUCUGUUCAAGCGCACCAGUGAGAACACGGAUCCGGAUCUGUCCUGCUCCGUAGAGGUGUCCUAUAUGGAGAUCUACUGCGAGCGAGUGCGGGAUCUGCUCAACCCCAAGAGUAAAGGAGCGCUGCGGGUGCGAGAGCAUCCCAUCAUGGGGCCGUACGUCGAGGAUCUCUCCAAACUCGCCGUCACGUCCUUCCAUGACAUCAGAGACCUCAUGGACGCGGGGAACAAGGCCCGGACGGUGGCAGCGACGAACAUGAACGAGACCAGCAGCCGAUCACACGCCGUCUUCACCAUCGUCUUCACUCAGCGCCGCCGAGAUCAGCUGACCAGCCUCAACACAGAGAAGGUCAGUAAGGUGAGUCUGGUGGAUCUGGCGGGGAGUGAGCGAGCAGAUUCUUCCGGAGCCAAAGGCGUGAGAUUAAAGGAAGGUGCUAAUAUCAAUAAAUCUCUCACCACGCUGGGGAAGGUCAUCUCCGCUCUGGCUGAAAUGCAAAACAGCAAAAGAAGGAAGAGUGAGUUCAUCCCAUACAGAGACUCAGUGCUCACCUGGAUACUGAAGGAGAACCUGGGUGGUAAUUCUCGUACGGCUAUGAUCGCUGCUCUCAGUCCUGCAGAUAUUAAUUAUGAGGAAACACUCAGCACUCUCAGAUAUGCUGACCGUGCGAAGCAGAUCCGCUGUAACGCUGUAAUUAACGAGGAUCCAAACGCUCGUCUGAUCAGAGAACUGAAGGAGGAAGUGAACCGACUCCGAGAUCUGCUGCUGUCACAAGGACUGAGCCGUCUGAUCACUGCUCCAGCUGCUGAAGUCAAUAAUAACCAUGUGGGCGUCACUCUAAUGCCUGCUGACCCCGCCUCCAGUGGAGCCCAACCCACAUCCACACCUGUCCCAGGAGAAGGCCCCGCCUCUGAGCGUGACCCCGCCUCUCUGGAUGGCCACAGCCAAUUAGAAGAGUUUCCGGGUGAGAUGAUUACCAAUGAGGAGGCGGUGGAGAGACUGAAGGAAACAGAGAAGAUCAUCGCUGAGCUGAAUGAGACGUGGGAGGAGAAGCUGAGGAAGACGGAGUCUAUACGCCUGGAGAGGGAAUCAAUUCUGGCAGAGAUGGGAGUGUCCAUUAAAGAGGACGGAGGAACUGUCGGAGUGUUUUCACCAAAAGGGACUCCUCACCUGGUGAAUCUGAACGAGGAUCCGCUGAUGUCUGAGUGUCUGCUGUACUACAUCAAACAAAACCACCAGGUUGGUCAGAAGGACGUGGACAUCAAGCUCAGUGGUCAGUUCAUUAAAGAGCAGCACUGUGUGUUUUACAGCUACAUCAACCAGAACGGAGGAGUGGACGUGACUCUGGAGCCGCUGGAGGGAGCGGAGACGUACGUGAACGGGAAGCAGAUCACCGAGUGUGUGUUGCUCAGACAGGGAAACCGCAUCGUGAUGGGCAAGAGCCACGUGUUCCGGUUCAAUCACCCGGAGCAGGCGCGUCUGGAGCGCGAGCGCAGCAGCUGUGUGGAGCAGCAGGGCGAGCCGGCCGACUGGAGCUACGCUCAGAGAGAGCUGCUGGAGAAACAGGGCAUCGACAUCAAGCUGGAGAUGGAGAGGAGGUUACAGGACGUGGAGAUUCAGUACCGGAGAGAGAAAGAGGAAGCAGACCUACUGCUGGAGCAACAGAGACUGUACGCAGAUUCAGACAGUGGAGAUGACUCUGACAAACGCUCAUGUGAAGAGAGCUGGAGACUCAUUUCCUCCCUGAGAGAGAAACUACCAGCUAACAAGGUUCAGUCCAUAGUGAAGCGCUGUGGUUUACCCAGCAGCGGCAAACGGCGCGAGCCGCUCCGCGUCUAUCAGAUCCCGCAGCGCAGACGCAUCAGCAAGGACCCCCAGCAGGUGACCAUGAGCGACCUGAAGCUGCAGGCGGUGAAGGAGAUCUGCUACGAGGUGGCGCUCGGAGAGUUCCGGCACUCGCGGCGCGAGAUGGAGGCGCUGGCCAUCGUCAAGAUGAAGGAGCUCUGCCGCAUGUACAACAAACGAGACGCGGCCGAGAGUGAGUCCUGGAGGGAGGUGGCGCAGGACGUGUGGGACACGGUGGGCAUCGUAGACGAGCGCACGCUGGAGACGACAGACGGAGAGAACGGUGUGUGUGACCUCAGAGCACACAUCGACAAACUGACCGACAUCCUGCAGGAGGUCAAAGAGCAGAACAACAUGAAGGACGAGGAGAUCAGAGCCCUCAGAGACCGCAUGAUAAAGAUGGAGAGCAUCAUCCCAGCAGUGCAGCAGGAUGAUGAUGAUGAUGACGAAUCGGAGGAACUGGCCGUGAAUGGCGAUCAGGGGCGGGGCGAUGAGCAGGAUGGGUGUGGCCCUGUGGAGCUCCUCCCUAAGGAAGAGCGAGUGUCACGGCUGAUGGAAGAAGACCCUGCCUUCCGGAGGGGCCGCAUGCGCUGGCUCAAGCAGGAGCAGAUGCGUCUGCACAACCUGCAGCAGCAGCAGAUCACCAAGCGUCUGCGCAGAGGGGGCGGAGCCGGGGCCGGGGAGGGCGUGGUCCACCUUCCUGGAACGGGACGCUUCAUUCCCCCUCAGGACUGCAAGCUGAAAUUCCCCUUUAAGAGCAACCCACAGCACCGGCUCUCCUGGGGCCCGAAUGCAUCCGUCACUCUGGAAGAUCUCAAGGAUGAGCGCAGUGAGGGACGAGGCCCCGCCCCUGGCGUGCCGUUACUUCCUCUACCGUUCCAAGUGCCGGUCAUCAUGCGUGCGCCCUCCCCCAGCCAUCCCUGGCAACCUCCCCAAUACGGCAGCGGUAACUAUGGCAACGGCAAUCCAUUUCCUCAACUACAGUGGCGCUACAGGCGCAACUCACUGGAUGGCUCCACCGUGCCUGGCAACCAGGGUUACUAUAGCAACGGUCACCACAACAAUAACGGCGCGCAGCAUUCGGGACGCGGUCGCUAUCGACAACAGUCGCCGGGUCCUUGCGUGCGCGGGGAGGGUGCAUACGCACAACCGUACAUCAGUCAUCAGCGGCCCGUUUUCCAGACUCUACCGCACACGCUUUCUGAUCACCAGCGCGGCAGAAACCAAAAACCACAGGGCUACGUCACUCCGCCGCGCAUGAGACGGCAGUACAGCGCGCCCGACCUGAAGAGCAAAGAAACGCCCGUCUGAUGAGUCCGUCGUUUACUGUCCUUCACUCACGAUGUCAUGAAAUACAAGCGUGUUGUUCUGAUGGGGUAGUUAACAGUCUCGUGUAGCCGGACUAUCAGCAGAAAGAGCUCAUUCUGGCCAAGAACCGCCCACUUUUGACAGAAGAAGAGUGUCUGAGUGACAGUUCAGACCUGUUCGCGACGAGAGAGAGAACUAUGAUGAUGAAGGUUUAAUAUUCGCUCACAUUUACUGUAGUCCCGCACAUUUUUGCAGACGAAAUCAAGUCAUUUUAACAGGAAUCUAUGCGAUUGAGAAUUUCACAUGAGAGCGGAAGAUUUCUCAACUGGUUGGUCUGACAAAUUUGGCACAUUGACCAUCAAAAGCUUGGAUUGAAAGUGAUUUCUUGGAUUGUAAGAGACAAAGGACCUUUUUUCGUUUGUGAAAUUUGGCCAAAAAUUCACAAAUGUGACCUUGCUUUAAACUGUUUUAUGUAUCAGUACACUUUUGAUUAUUGAAUACAGACUUUUUUAGUUUGUUACAUUUUGAAUGUUUUGCUAAUGUAACCGUCACUUAAUUAGAAGUCUACAUCACAGCUAUAACGAUUAGUUCUGCACAUCUUUGGAGCUGAAAUCAAGUCAUUUUAAUAGGAAUCUACGUGAUUGGGAAUUUUUCACAGAAGAUUUCCUCACGCAGAUUUCACAACUGCUCCAAGUUGGUCAGGCAAAUCUGCCACGUUGACCAACAAAAAGCUUGCAUUAAAAGCGAUUUCUCGGUUUAUCAGAGACAAUGGAUGUUUUUUUUUAUCUGCGACCACCGGCAAAAAAAAACCCCGCUAAUGUGACCUUGCUUUGAGCAUUCAUUUACA